Messenger RNA from Rotaria sp. Silwood2, 4728 nucleotides. The record is from the annotation of a GenBank genome assembly. NCBI's taxonomy places the organism in Eukaryota, Metazoa, Rotifera, Eurotatoria, Philodinida, Philodinidae.
AUGGUAAUACAUAUAUUGUUGCUUCUAAUAUGGUGUAUAUCAGUGAAUACUCAUUAUUCACUCUAUCAUUCUGACAUUGCUGAAGCAUCUUAUUCUACGUUUGAUUGUUUGCAUGCUUAUUUAAUCGAUCGUGGCAAAGAAACUGGUGGACGUUACAUUCAGAAUUCUCAUUUAAUUCCUUAUUGUAGACGACCUGAUCAUGACGAAGAACAAGAACAUGUUUCAUAUAAAUACGGUGAAAAUAUAGCAGAAACAAUUACUUUUGAAGAAUUGAAGAAACGAGGAGUAACAAGUGAUCAAUUACUUGAAUGGUUUGCACCUAUCGAUGUUGCCGAGUCGUAUGAAAUAAAUAAAAAUAGUACAGGUGUGUUUUACAAUUGUACAUCACCUUGGUUUGGUUCUAUGUGUCAAUAUAAAUUUGUUUAUGAUCUAUCUCUGUCAUUCAAUGAUAUUAUUGAUGUUACUUUUAGCAAUGGGAACAACAUUAAUUAUAAUAUUACCAGUGGAACAUGUUAUCGAUUUUUAACUGAUUGUAAUAAUGGAUUGUGGCCAUUGUGUUUCGAUUGGCGUGAAAUUUGUGAUGGAAAAAUUGAUUGUUUGAAUGGAACAGAUGAACAAUGGUGUGAUCAGCUAGAAAUUACUCAGUGUAAUGAUAAUGAAUAUCGAUGUCAUUAUGGUGGUCAAUGUAUUCCAUUGACAUUUGCCAGAGAUAGUAGAAUUAGUAUUGAUUGUCUUGAUGGUAGUGAUGAGCAAGACUAUGCUAUGGAUGGUGCUCCCAACAUUAUCAACGUACCUUGUUCGCUCGUCACGACAUUUCGAUGUCAAGAACGCAUUAGCCGAUAUUCACGAUCUUUUCAAUGUGGUGAUGGACAAUAUGUGACGCAUAACAUUAUACCAACUUAUAAACCUCAUUGUAAGAAUAAAAGAGACAAAGAAUUAUCUCGAGCUAUGUUGACUUCAAUGGAUCAUAUUUCAAGCAUCAGCUGUCGCAAAGCUUUCUAUUGUGCACUUCAUUUCAAUCGAACAAUCGGCUUAAGUUCACAUAUUUCAUUGCAAGAUACUCUUCAAACCUCUCCAAUUUUAGUAGAUGUUGGGAAUGAAGAUUGUGAGCCAUUAUCUCAGCAUUGUUUGUCAGAAUGGGUAGUAAUACCUGCACAUCCUAUUUUCCUCGGAAUGUUUCAAUUUGUUUAUCUAACUAAUCGAUCGGUUGAUGAAUUAAAAAAAAAUGUUGCACCUAAUUUUGUAUGUUUCAAUGCACAAAGAUGUCCUGUAUUAGCAUCGAAAAUUGUUUCUAUUGAAAUAAUUAAUGGAUUAACAUGUUGUCAUCUUUCGAAUUUAAUAGACAAUGUUCAGCUCAAAAACUUUAAUCAAGUAAUUAGCAGUUUCAUGCCGUUUGACCAACAUUGUUUAAAAAAUGGUGUUAAACAAUCGUGCACAAAUCCAUCGUAUUUUCAUUGCAAUAAAUCCAUGAAAUGCAUUCCAUAUCAUCGCGUUGGUGAUGGUGUGAUUGAUUGUCAUUUUCGAGAGGAUGAAGAUUUUAAUGCUUGUCAAUUGAACGAUUCAACUCGAUUUAAAUGUCAAUCAAAUUUGAGCAAAUGUUUAUCUCUAGUUGCAAUUGGUGAUGGAUAUCAUAAUUGUCCUUUAGAAGAAGAUGAAAUAUUCACAUACACACAAGACUUAGUCAAAUUAGUAUCAUUUCCAGAUAUAUGCAAUCUUAACGUGAAUAAAAAUAUACGGUCACUGAAAAUUACGGAAACGGAUGAAACCAAUUGCACUUGGUGGCCAUGUAAUAAUCCCUACACACAAUGCGAUCGAUAUUGGCAUUGUCUGAAUGGUGCUGAUGAGCUCAAUUGUCCUAAUACAAAAUGUUCUUUCAAUGAACAUGAAUGUACAAAUAAAGAGUUUGAAUUGUCUCAUUGCUUACCUUUGGCUCAAAUGUAUGAAAAAUAUCUUUAUCCUUGCAAUCGUACACUUUUACAUCGUGAUGUUUACCUGUAUAAUGAAACUAUGAAUAUUAGUCAAAAUCAUUUAUCUUGGAGUUAUGACGAAUGUGUCACUUCAGAGAAGCUUUGUGGAACAAAUCAUCAUUUCAACACAUCGUCGUUAGAGAAUGCUACUUGUCUUUACGGAUCUCAACAAUCAAAUUUGAGGUUUAACUACAAGGUUAAACAUUUUUCGAGCAACGAAUAUCUAUGUACUCUCCAAUAUUCAGUACAAAGUUCUAAGCGUUCUUAUUAUUUUUCAACAGCCAAAAGAUUGGGCUAUUUUCCAGCAAUGUCAAUAAAUCAUUCUAUUUCGCCAAUUUCUAAAACAAAUCGCAAGAAAAAUAUCAUAGAUAAUAUCGAUUUCAGAUUACUUUCAUAUUGUCAUCGUGGUAUUCUUAUACUUAGUGGUCAAAAUGAAACGAAAAAAUGUCUUUGUCCACCGAAUUAUUUCGGUGCUCGAUGUCAAUGGCAAAAUCAACGCAUUAGUUUGACUGUUCAAUUACAAUGGCAAAGUACUGCAUCUACUACUGUUAUUUUUCAAGUAAUAAUCAUGCUCAUGGAUGAACAAAAACAAAUUGCUGUUAAUCAUGAACAAAUUACAUAUAUGCCUACUCGUGAUUGUUACACAAAGUUUAAUAUUUAUCUACUCUAUCCAAGUCGACCAAAAUCUUUAUCAAAUAAUUAUUCAAUUCGUAUUGAUCUUUAUGAAAAAACAAAAUUAGAUUUUUGGGCUAGUUGGCAUGUGAAGAUACCAUUUCAGUUUUUACCUGUCAAUCGAAUUGUUACUCAAUUAUUUAUUCCUGAAAUACGAGAACUGAAUCCAUGUCUACUAUCGUGUGGAAAACAUGGCAAAUGUAGACGAUACGUAAAUAAAAAAUCAUUAUUUUUUUGUCAAUGUGAUCAAGGAUAUUCUGGUGCAUAUUGUAAUAUUACACAUAAAUGUAAUUGUGCAACUGAUUCAUUAUGUUUUGAUUCAUCUAUCAGCAUCUGUUCAUUAUAUAAAUUCGGUCGACAUUGUCAUUUAACACAUUCAAUUUGUCAAUUACCAAACAAUCCAUGUCAACACAAUGGACUUUGUGUACCAACAGAUGAUCGUAUUAGUUUAAAAGCAUUUACCUGUUUCUGUUUAGAAGGCUAUUCAGGUAAAUUAUGUGAGAAUAAAAACAAUCAAAUUGAUAUACGAUUAGAUGAGACAACAGUAUCCAUAACUUCAUUAUUACUUUUACAUUUCAUUACUACAUUUGAAGAUGCUGAACAUGAACGAAUAACAGUCUUAAAAAAAAUUCCUUUUGAUCAAAAUAUUUUAACAAUUAACGUACAACAACCGUUUAAUAUUCUUUUUGUUCAAAUACCUAAUCAAUAUUAUUAUUUAACAGUACUUCGAGAAGUAUUCAGACCUUCUGAGUAUAUUUAUACAGAAAUACAACCGCAACAACGUUGUUACUCUAUCAAUGAUCUUUUAAAUACUACUUUUUUAGAAUAUAAAUAUUUACGGCGAGUGAAAUAUUAUCCAUUAUUAUGUCGAGAAAAUUUACAAAUGAUGUGUUUUUAUGAUAAAGAUCUCAUGUGCAUAUGUGAUAUUAAUCGAUUUUCUAACUGUUUUCUAUUUAAUCAUACAUCAAAUAAUGAUUGUCAAGGAUAUAAUUGUUGUGAAAAUGAUGGUCAAUGUUUUCAGAACAAUGAAACAUGUCCAACAAAAUCAACUUGUAUAUGUCCAGAUUGUUAUUAUGGUGCUAAAUGUCAAUUUUCAACGAAAGGUUUUAUGUUUUCACUUGAUACAAUUCUUGGAUAUCAUAUUAAACCAAAGAUUUCACUCAAUCGGCAACCAUUAAUUAUUAAAAUAAGUAUUCUUAUUAGUACAAUUAUGUUAAUUUCAGGAUUAAUUAGUGGAUUAUUAUCAAUUGCAACAUUUCGUAGAAAGAAACCAAGACAGGUUGGUACUGGUUAUUAUCUUUUAUUAUCAUCAAUUACUUCAAUAUUUACAAUAAUUAUAUUAACAAUUAAAUUUUGGCAAUUGAUUUUUUCACAAAUGUCUUUAAUAAACAAUCGAUCUAUACUUUAUUUCAAUUGUAUUUCUAUAGAUUUUAUUCUUAAAAUUCUAUUAUCAUCAAGUGAAUGGUUAAAUGCUUGUGUGGCUAUUGAAAGAAUGAUUAGUAUUAUAAAAGGUGUUCAUUUUCAUAAGAAAAAAAGUAAAAAAAUAUCUAAAUGGAUCAUUGUAAGUGUAUUUCUUUUCACAAUAUCUACAUACAUUCAUGAUCCUAUUCAUCGUCAAUUAAUCGAUGAUAUAGAUAUAGAUGAACAUCGAAUUUGGUGUUUUGUUCGGUAUUCAUCGUCUAUUAAUAUUUACAAUUCAUUUAUUACACUUUUUCAUUCUCUGACACCUUGUUCAAUUAAUGUUAUAUCUGCUCUUUGGAUUAUUACAGUAUUAGCUCACAAUCGUACUGGUGUACAACCUGAUCAAUCAUUUCAACAACAUUUACAACAUCAAGUACAACAGCAUCGACAUCUUUUAUUGACACCAUGUAUGGUAAUAUUAUUAAGUUUACCUCGAUUGAUAAUUUCAUUUACAAGUGGAUGUAUGAGAUCAGCACGUGAACCAUGGUUAUAUCUUAUUGGUUAUUUUGUCUCCUUUAUUCCAUCAAUGUUAACAUUAUUUGUCUUUAUAUUGCCAUCAAGAAAUUAUAAAAAUGAGUUGAAUACAAUGCUUCAAAAGAGGAUGAGAGGACUUCGUAGACGUUCGUAG